AAACUCAAUAGUUUCUAUUAAGAAAACUGUACCUAUAGAAGACAAUAAAUUUUAAACAGAUUUAUGUAGGUACUAAGCAGAAACAAAACAUCAAAGACGAUAGACGGCAUACGAUGUGCACACAAUGGAAUCUAUUAGGACAACCGUCGUUACUCAAGAAAACCCACGCGUUUGUGAAAGCGGCCUAAGAGAGUUUUCCACAACUCACUAACACCGAUUCGCUGCUCGUGGCCACGCGAGUUUUCACGCACACACGCCUGCGUAGUGAAGUAAGCGGCUGAAACUAGGCGAGAGAUCGUGAGAGAGAGCGACAUCUCGCUUACGCCCAGCCUCCCGUCCUAUUUCAACAGGUUUCGCCUUUCAGCAGUUGCAGCGAGAAACGCGUGCCUCUGCCUCUAGUAACACAGCACAAACAGUAAGAGGAACACACGUCGCGUUCGGAAACUGAAAACACAGUUUCACUGACAGCGCGGACAACACCUGACAUUCACCGCCGUCCUCCGACUUACGGUUGUUUAUCGCAUUAGUAAGAUGGGCUGACACGAUUCGCGACAGAGAUAACUAUUUUUAAAUGCAUAUGGCCCGUAGCGGCGCGUGUUCAGUGGACGGUCGUAGUGCUCGAGAAAACCUCGCGAUCCCGCGGUCCCGCGUCCGCGGAGCGUAUGUUAGUCGUCACGUGCGAAACAUGAAAACUGUCAAACCUGACUGUGCCAAAAACAAUCAUCAAAUAAACCCUAUAUAGAAUAUGUAAAUGUUAUAAUACAGUGCGUCCGAUGCGGUGGAAGGGAUGAUUGGAAUGUAGUUAUAUAGUUUUGUGAUGAAAGACAUGGAAAGUUAGCAAGAUGUAAAUUUAUGCAUACUAUCAAUGUUUACCUCUUCAGUGUUGUGAAUAACGAUUAGUUUAAUUAUUGUAGUGUACGGAGGAGCCGAUAUGGAGGGAAACUGCCGCAGAGUGGUCUUGCGGACGAUGUUGAACUGACGGCGAAGCAACCGGUUGUGAUAACGUAGGAUGUGUGGUUUCGGCCACCCUCUGCUCACGGACGUAUCAAUAAUAAUCAAGUCUGGUUGUAAAAUCAAUCCAUAAGUUGUGAUUAAAAGCUAGGAAAGCAAAGUAAUACUGAUAAAUGUAUAAUGAUAAAUGAUAACAUAUUAAGAAUUCGCGUACUUGAUAGUUAGAUACCUGUUCUGGUGUUCAUGUUUCUACUUCUACUGUUAGCGAUGUUACAAAGGUUGUCUGUGUUACAUUUAGGACUCAAUUUAUCCUGAAUUUCCCUGGAGGUUGUGAAUACUUAUAAUAAAGAACUGAAGAAAAAACUUGCAAGCUCCCCAUUAUCAUUGAGAUGGCGGUUGUGCUGGGUUGUUUUCAAAGUGAUACAGUGAAAGUACUUGGACAUUGUUAAAUUGUGUUUGUGAUAAGGAGAGGAAAUCAAAGCAACCUUAAUUGGUUAGAAUGUGUUGAUAGAGAGCGGUAGCAGUGGCCGAGCGACGAUGGCAGCCGUUAACUCGGUGGCAACCACGCGGCUGCCGCUGCCGACGUUCUCGCCGCGCGCGGUGCUGAUGUACAGCGCCGCGGUAGGCGGCGAGGGCGCGGUGGCGCUGCAGCUGCGCGAGGCGGCCCCCGGCGAGCUGGAGGGCGCCCGGCUAAGCCUGCACGACGACCGGCUCGCCAUUGCCUGCCACGAGCCGGAGCUUCUCGCCGACCUUCUGCAUGCGGCUGGUGCGGCUGAUAUAGAUGGGGAUCACGACGAGCUAAGUGCCCUAUUGGGAGCAGCCUCGCCGGAGCUCGGGCUCGCCUCCGACACAUCUGAUAGUCUCCCUCUCCCAGAUCAUGAUAAUGAAUGCACAACGUCGUCCUCGUCAUCGGGCGUGACGAAUAGUGUCGCGACAGUGUCGGUAGCGGUGGCAGGCCUGGAGCGCUCGCCCACCGUCAAGAAAGUGCGCCCAAAGCCGUGCUCACCCAACCGUCAGGGCCCUCAGCAAUGCCAAGUAUGCAACAAGAUCUUCGGUAACGCAUCGGCGCUCGCAAAGCAUAAACUGACGCACAGCGAUGAGCGCAAGUAUGUGUGCAUCACUUGCGCAAAAGCCUUCAAGCGGCAGGACCAUCUUAACGGGCACAUGCUAACACACCGUAACAAGAAGCCGUAUGAAUGCAAAGCGGACGGGUGCGGCAAAUCAUACUGCGAUGCGAGAUCCCUACGCCGGCACACGGAGAACCACCACCAACCAUCAGGCUCAAAAACCUUACCAUCCAGUGAACCAUCACAAUCAGUUAUAAAAAAUCGUUCGAACAACACUGUCGCAAGCGCACCGAGCGCCGAGCGCGAGUCCGUCUCCCAGCGGUUGGCGUCGCCGGCGUCGCCACCGAGAAACUACCCGCCGCACUCUGACUCAAGCAACUCCGGGUCCGAGAAGUCGACGAGCAGUCGGAGCGGCAGUCGCGGCGGCAGCGACAGCAGCCCGCCGGGCACGCCGCCCGCGCCGCCGACACCACCCUCUCGAAGCAAGCUGACCAAGCCUCCGACCAAACCUAAGACAACUGCCGCGCAGCAGGGGAGUCAGAAAUGUGGCAGCGCGGCGAGUGCGAGCGGGAGCGGCAGCGGGGCUAUGAGCGGUGCGGGUGCGGGCGGGGGCGCGGUGCGCGGAGAAGUCAAGCCUGUCGAAUGCAACUUGUGCCAUCGGAAAUUCAAAAAUAUACCCGCUCUCAAUGGCCAUAUGAGAUUACAUGGCGGAUAUUUUAAAAAGGACUCUGAUAGUAAAAAAAUGGACAAAAAGGAAUCUACGGGACCUCCAUUACAGACGGCGUCUGUAUCCGUGCGAGCUCUUAUAGAAGAGAAAAUUAUCAGUCGGCGAGGCGCAAUAACAAUCUCUCCAGGUGUAGGCAAUACGGAUACGACGGCAGGGGUCGCAGGGUUCGCGACGCCCGCCCCGCCGCCGCUGGCUCCCGCGCGAUCGUCGGCGUCGCCCGCCUCACCCGCCGCCAGCACGACUCAGUUCGUACCGCCGCGCGCCCCGCCCGCGACCACUAUUGCCCCCAACACUACCGCUGCAACCGCCAACGCCACGCAGAGAGACUCCACCCUCAUCGAGCUACUAAAAAGAGGCAACUCAAAGGUUGUGAAACGUUCGACCUCGGAUCCAGGGCAAUCAUCACCUCAGCAGGAGUUCACUUUUAGACCAGAACUUUUCGGAGUUUCUUUCAAUUCUGACGAUGGCUACUUCUCGCCCGCCCUAAACGAAGAUACUUUCCAAUUUACAACGACACCAGAACAGUUAGAAGAGCUGGCGUCAUUAGAGGACUAUGCGACGGUAGCCGCGUCCAUUAGAGAAAGAUCUCCGGUUACUUUCCCAUCUAGUCGUCGCCUUGCAGCCGUUUUGAACUCGCCACUCCCUGAAUCAUUAGCGGAUUUUGGCGCUUGUCACGGAGGCUCGCCAGUCCCGUCACCGGGUAUUGGCUAUACAGCAAACUCCCCGGGGCUAUCCUACUCUACCGGAGAUUCCCCUGGAUUAGCCUACACGGCGACAUCUCCUGGCGGGAGCUACUCAACGCAACCAGAACCGUCGCCUGGAUUGGCGUAUCCGACACCACCUGCUUCUCAUGAUGCUCAUUCGCCAGCGCAUACAGUGCCGCGUGUAUCAUCGCCUUUAUCCGCUGCCUUCUUUACGGCAACAAUGUCAAGUCAAGAAGAGGUGGAAGAAGCUCUAGAGGAAGUAUUACCUGAAGAAUGUAGAUCGCUUGAUGCGUACUCUUUGGAACCAUCACCUAUGCCACCCCGUAUUAUGCUCAAUUCUGAAGACCCGCUCUUAUCGAGUAGUCCGCGGGACUUCUCGAAUCAAAGACCUCCGCGUCGAUAUAGUCGCCUGCCAUCAACAUCAUCUUUAACAAACGCCGUUCAUCAGUGGCAGCAUGAAGCCAGUUCUCUUCAGGUUUGCAUAGAAGGCCAGACAGUGCCCGCCGUGUUCCUAAGCCCGAGCAGCGUGCCCGCGUCGCCGCAGCGUCGCAAGCGUCGCGCGUCGCCCGCGGGCCCGUACCGCACCCGCAUGCGGCGACAUCUCAGCCACUACACCCCGCAGCCACUCCUGCCGCCGGACAGAGAAGGCCCUGGGCUUUUUGUAGAACUUACAGCUGGUCUUCCGAGUAUGGAAACCGACAUGUUAACGCAACUGGAGGAGCCCCAGCAGCCGAUGAUCAACAUUGGACAGGACCAUCAAGCGGAUAUACCGGAGAUGUGCAACGACCGGAUAGACCUCCAUCGAGCUUCGGAGCAACUGUUGUGGGAUCCCGGCAUCAAUGACGCUCUUGAUGACAAUGAAGUCCGCAUGUUUAUGGAGCUGGCGAUGUGCGCGGCCAUGCCGGUGGGCGGGCACACUCGCGAGUUCGCGCUGCAAGUGCUGGGCGAGUGCGGCGGCGACGUGCGCGCCGCCACGCUGCGCCUCAUGUCGCGCCCCGCCGCGCCCGCGCAGCACGAGUCACGCUGGGCGCCCGAUGAGGUCGAGGCCUUCCUCGCCGGCCUGCGUCACUACGAUAAGGACUUCUUCAGGAUUUCCCAGCUGAUAAGGACCAAAGACUCGAAGCAGUGCGUACAGUUUUACUAUUUCUGGAAGAAAGUUACCAAAGACUACAAGAUGCUGUACUUGAGAAGCUGGAACAUGGAACAGCAGUUGUCUACACAAGGUCCGCCGCCGGCCGCGAGCGCCGCCGCGUCGCCCACGCCCUUCGAGGGCGAGGAGUUCCCGUGCAAGAUCUGCGGGAAAGUAUUUAACAAAGUAAAAAGUCGUAGCGCACACAUGAAGUCGCACCGGCCACUCGACGCCGAGCCGAAACGGCCCAAACUCGAAAAGCCUUAUGAAAAGGUCGAGCGAUCCGACGAGCGGCACGCGACUGCUGAUUACCAAUGCAAACCGCCCGCGCACUCUCAGUAACCGACCCUUGUCUCUCCCGGCGACUAACUCGCGCUCGGCCUCGCGCCCCGCGCGGCGCUCAGAGUCCGUGCUCUCUGCCGAUGCCGAUACCGAUACCGAUACCGGCCACCAGCCGCCAGCGGUGCCAUAUGCCGCGAGGCAGCCUCGCGCGCCCCGAGGACAAAAUGCUGAAUUGUUUAAGCAUUUAUUAUAAUUAUUACAAAUUAAAUAGAAUUAUAGAUAAAUUAAAAAGUGAUCUAGUUGAGAGCGACGUAGUGGCUAGUAGCUAGAGAAGAGUUAGCUUGGGUAAACUGAACGAUUAGCUUAAUAAAACUAUUAAUUAUUCGAAAUUCUCGUAUUGCUAAGCUUGAAGAGAUCGCAGAAAGAUAUUUUGUAUAACGAUUGAUACAUAGAUAGAUAGUUCUUCAUAAAGUUUUUAUAAGACACUACGACUUCUAAAUGUGACUUUGCAAGUGUGAUGUUGUACAUAGAGAUAUAACAGCUCGGCGCGGACGCCGCUAGGACCGGCGCCGCCGAGCUCUAUUUGAAUGAUAUUGGAACUGUAAAAGUAUUACAACUUGAGUGUGAUACUAAUAGUGUAGUAACUACACUACCUCGUCUUACUCGACCAUUUCAUUUCAUUGCGAGCUCAGCUCAUUAAAUUACGUUUGCUUGUUUGCUCAUCUCGUUGUUAUGUAUUCUUAGUCAUUCGUUUAAGUUUUGUUCUAGUCGUGUUAGACAUCACUAAGCGCACUUAAGUCUCACACCACUCAGGUUUAGACGACGAUAAGAGAACUGUAUCAAAUCAGCAUCCGUGUCGAUACUCAUUGCCCAACUUGGACCAAUAUUCACAUUUUUGAUAAUAUUUUAAAAAUGUGAAUAUGUGUCUUGUAGGGGGGUGUGCACAUGUAGAGGAGAGAUCGCAGGCGCUAGGCCUCGUAGCCGUUCGGCCUCACCGCGCGCCUCGUAUCUCUGUUCAUUCCACUUGCUUGUUCACUGAAGAAAACAAAAUAAUGGAGGGAUACUAAUAUUUUUUUACACAAAUAUUAUUAAAAUGCUCAAAUGUUCUAUAUUUUAUGUUGGUAACUUAUUGAAUAGUUCCUUAUUGAUUGUUCUAAAUAUGGUAUUAUUUAAUAUUUGAAUAGUUAAUUUUUGAUUGUAGUUAAUAUUUUCUAUAAAUUAAUGUAAUGUAAUUCUAUAUUAUACGUGUAGAUCCGUGUUGUGAUAUGUAUUGUUGUUUCAGAGAUCUGUACUGUAUCGUUUGAAGGAAUGUACAAAUCGGGCAAUAAUGUGGUUGCUCAAGCCUACUCUAUGUACCGAAUCGAUGUUUGUCCACUCGUAGGUCCGCGGCCCGCGACCCGCGACGGCUCCUCUUACUAACGUAAUAUUUUGCGGUUGUGACCUUCUCGAUCGACUUACUGUUGUCUUCCGAAAGUACUUUUAACAACCGACUCAAUAUUAAUUUUGGGGCAAUAUUCCUUAUAAAAGACAUGUUAAUACCUUCGAAUUAUUUAUGGAUAUUAUUAACACUUCACUGUUUAGAUUAACAUUUAACAUUACGGAGUAAAUGAAAGGCGUAUAACGCUAACAGUAUUAUGAUUAUAACUCGAUUCUUGGAAAUAAUUUAUUGUGGGAUUAGUCCCGAAACGAACUUGAGAUGUAAAUUUAUUCUUCUGAAAGUUUACUGGAUAUUCGUUUUCCUUCCAUGAGUACCUGAAGUGGCCAGAGGGCGCCUCGAAGAGUUUCUUUAUCUGCGCGGUGUAGGUGUAGCCGCUGCAUUAGCUGUAAUCGUCGCGAGCGGCACGCGCGCGCGUCUUGGCAGGCUGUAUUACAUUAUACUGCAUCACAUACUCGUGAUCAUUUGGUUGUGUAAACGAAUCAGCUCGUAAUUGGGCGGUUGUAUGCUCUCACUUACGUUCUGUAAUGUAUGCCAAACAUUUGCCAAAACUAUUUGUGACUAGACUAAAUAAGUAUGCCAAAUUUAGAUUAAUUAUAUGCCUAGGACAGUGUUGAAUGAUCAACAUAGAAUUGCAUCAGAGAAUUGUUGUUUUAGACUAAGGCGAGGCUUUAAGUAAAACCCCAGAUGUAAAUGAAUAAAUACUUCGAUAUCGCUAUGAAUAUACGCCGGUUAUUUUAUAAUAGCGAGAGGAUUCAAUUAUUCAUGAAUAGUGCUAUCGGAUAGAACAGAGUACGCUACGAAAUAUUCUUUAUUUGUCGGCAUUCAGAGUAUUAUUUUCAUAAAACAAAUUAACUCUUAAAACUUGCUAUUAUGUAAAUAAUUAAUAUUUUUCAAAUUAAAUUUAUCGUACCGGAGAUAGGUCUACUACAUAAAAUUACAAUUUAUUGAAGACAAAGUCCCUCCAAAGAUAAUUUAACAAUACUCUUAGCUAUUAAGACUGAAAGGUACUCUCUAGUAAGAAGUCUAUGCGUUCAUUUCACAAAAAUAUAAGAUUAUAUUCUAUGUCCUACGUUUAUUAUGAUUUAUUACCGUUAGUACAUCAUCGCCGAGUCACUAACCCAUUCCAUGUGCAACUCGUCAUACUAGUCAGGGUGUAGCUUUACAUUACGUACCCGGAGAUACGCCGUCGCGGCCACGGCAGGAGCCGCGCGCUGUAUUCUGUACGUACUCAAGUAUUCAAACAAACUUCGCUAAGUCUACUUUAGAUUAAAUUAUAAGGACGAUAAUUGAACUAUAUUAUUUCAACUUAAAUAUAGAAGUGCCUUACGAUUUUAUUUUAGUAUAAUAAUUAUUUUUGUUUUCUGUUAUUUUUUAAACAGACACAAAGAAUAAGCACUGGAAAUUUGCAUUUAUUUGUACGAUCCACCUCCACCCUGCGCAUGCAGGGUGCCAGGCGGGUGGGUCGGUUUUGUUUCAUCUUUACUAACAAAUCCUUAUCGGUUUAUCGAAAAUAUAUUCUAGAAACUAAAUUUAAAUAUUAAUAAACACAGGCCUAGGAAGGAACGUUUGAAAGACAUGCCGACCCUGUCUAGCGAUUUCCACCGAGCCUCUUAGUAUUAGCUGCAUCAGGCAUAGUAGCAAUGAAGUAAAACAAUAAUGAUGUCAAGUCAAUUUCGUGAAGUGUAGCUUAGAUGAAGAAAUAUGCACCUAAUUAUACAUGACACUACUGCACAGCAACAACGGACAGACGAAACAGCGCUCGCGCUCAACUACCAAAUGUUUUAGUGUCACUAAAUGUUUUCAUAGUUUAAUGGACUCCUACAAUGUAUAAUCGCUUAGUAAUUGUUCUUUCUGACUACUUGUUUUCUAUGGUCCCAAAUGCGGUACGCGUUGUAAAUGUAUUUCAGUAUUUGUGUCAAAAACAAAAAAAAAAAGUGAAAUGUUACUAUAGUAAAUAUUUUAUAAGUCUAAAUGAAUAUAUAUUCUUCUAAUUUUGUAUCGAAUAAAGAGUGUAAGGCUCGCGGCGGCGCGCAUACCGGCACGCUGGCGACACCGUCUCGCGGUGAUGCCUCGACGUGUCGGCCGCGCCGCCGCGCCGUGCUCCAUAAUACGUACCCGUGUAACAUAUAUUACCGUAGGGGAACCCACGUGCCAACUGCACGAUAAUUGAUAUUACACUCUGUGUUGUGAUUUUGAACGUUCUGUAAAUUACAAAAGUCUUUGAACUACUAUUUAACAUUUGUAGACACGUUUUUAGAUUAGCACAAUUCUUCGCGUAGUCACUUAGGUCGUUAACCUUUAUUAAGCAUUUAGAUUAAAUAGGUAUUCGAGAAAAUGUAAGUGUACUACGUAUAACUAGAUUCAUUGUUAUAUUCAAUCAAUGUGAUGAUCGUAACGUAAAGAACAACGAUGAGUAAGCUCCAGCCCUGUCCCUCCCUGCUGAGCGACUUUUCACAAUUUCGCAUAUCCUUGAAACAAUAAGUAAUAAAAUAAAAUUCUAUUAUAUAUAUAUUGAUAAAUUUAUUAGGGUAACUAAUUUUUUAAGACAAUGAACUAUUAAGUGAUCUUUUAGAUUGUCUUUAUUAAUAAAUAUAUGGUGAAGGUUUUGUCAA
Cydia pomonella (codling moth) is the source of this 8910-nucleotide messenger RNA. RefSeq lists its product as uncharacterized. Gene Ontology annotation, molecular function: transcription corepressor activity. The record is from RefSeq and is a predicted model, not a curated record. Lineage: Eukaryota; Metazoa; Arthropoda; Insecta; Lepidoptera; Tortricidae. The transcript is spliced from 21 exons. Bases 1489 to 4920 code for a protein of 1143 amino acids. Gene Ontology annotation, cellular component: transcription regulator complex; histone deacetylase complex. Gene Ontology annotation, biological process: negative regulation of DNA-templated transcription; regulation of transcription by RNA polymerase II.